ACCCCGCGCCGUGGUGGCUGCAGCCACCCUGUCCCCCAGGAGCCGCCCCAGGCGCAGAGCUCUCCCGCUGCCCAGGAGCCUGGGGACCGAUUGGCUCAGGAACCUUCCGGAAGCGCGGCGUUGGAGCCCGGGUUGACCACUACCAUACAGAGCCGCGGGAGACCUGACGAAGGACUAGGGGGGAACCCGGCGGCCGGACCGUCUCGGAGAGUGGACAGACGUUCCAGUGUAGUCAGUGACCUUGCACGAUUCUAAAUCAUGGAGGCCAAUCAGGAAACUUCUCUCUUCUUGGUGAAGAUCUUGGAGGAGCUUGACAGCAAGCAAAAUACGGUUUCUUAUCAGGACCUGUGCAAAUCCCUGUGUGCCCGGUUUGAUCUCCCGCAGCUUGCCAAGCUGAGAAGUGUGCUUUUCUACACAGCUUGUCUUGACCCCAACUUUCCAGCCACAUUAUUCAAAGACAAGAUGAAAUGCUCUGUAAACAACCAGCAAUCAAAGAAAAUCAUGGUAGCAGCGGAUAUUGUGACAAUCUUCAACUUGAUCCAAAUGAACGGGGGUACUGCCAAGGAGAAGCUGCCUACAGGCUGCCAGAAGGUUCGCAAGAAAGAGGCAUCCUUUGAAUCCUGCAGAUCAGACACCGAGAUCUGCAGUGCGGCAGAAUGCGAGCCGCUGAACUGUGAGCUGAAUGAGAGGCCCUUCAGUCGAGGCUACCCCACCAGACAGUCAUCCAAGUGCCGGAAGAUGGACCGGAAGGACUGCCCCCAGUUUGUCCCUGCCUCUGAGCCCAACUUCUUGUUGGGUGUCAGCAAAGAGGUCAAAAAUAGAGCAGCUUCCCUGGACAGGUUACAGGCCCUGUCCCCAUACACCGUGGCCAGCCCUCAGCCUUGUGAGAUGCAGAGGACCUAUUUUCCCAUGAACAUCGAGAACGACUCCAUAUCAGAUCAGGACUCUUUGCCCAUCAGCCAAGGCAUCAAGGAAACUUUUAUCUCCAGUGAGGAGCCAUUUGUCGUUCAGUCCUGUGUCCAAAAAAGGAACAUCUUCAAAGAAGAUUUCCACAACCUCAUGACUGUGUCCCCCGGUUUGGUGGGCCCCACUAACAAAGCAGAGGGUGAACACAGGGAGCCCCAGAGUCAAAAGUCACCUCAUAAGCCACCCUUCUUUAAUCACAGCUUUGAGAUGCCCUAUCACAGCCAGUACCUGAAUCCCGUGUAUUCUCCUGUUCCUGACAAAAGGCGGGCAAAGCAUGAAAGCUUAGACGACCUUCAAGCCUCCACCUACUUUGGACCCACUCCAGUGAUGGGAACCCAGGAUUCCAGGCGCUGUCCAGGGAGGCCCAAUAAACAGACACCAUGGCCAGCCAAAAGCUGGAGCUUAAACACAGAGGAGGUCCCUGAUUUUGAACGGUCCUUCUUCAACAGAAAUCCCUCUGAAGAGAAGCUACGCUAUCCAAAUUCUGGUAGCCAGACUCCCAAUUUCUCUGCCCCCGACAGGCACCCAGCUUAUCUGGUGCCCAAGGAUCAACCGCAGAUCCUCCCCGUUGGCUAUGCAGUGAAACCAAAUGGACUCAAAUCUAAAGAGAUCUCAUCCCCUGUGGACCUGGAGAAGCACGAAGCCGUUAAGAAGUUCAAGGACAAGAGCAUCGGCUGCACCAGUGGGCAGCUCAGUUCGGACACCAGCAGUGUGGGCACGCAGACUGAGCAACAUGCUCUGGAGCACAAAAAAUGCAAAGACUUGUGCGGCUCUGGCCAGGGCAAGUACAGUGACAGGCAUGCCAUGAAGCACUCGGAUGAUGACUCAGAAGUCGUCAGCGACGACAUCAGCGACAUUUUCCGAUUUCUUGAUGACAUGAGCAUCAGUGGCUCCACAGGAGUGAUCCAGUCAUCCUGCUACAACAGCACUGGGUCCUUGUCUCAGCUUCAUAAGUCAGACUGCGACAGUUCCCCCGAGCACAACCUCACCAAAAUCUCCAAUAGCGUCUCCAAUAGCAAAGGAGACAAGUGUAACCGGCCGGAAACCAUCCACCACUCAGAGGAAGAGCUGAAGACGAGCGUGUGCAAACUGGUGCUCAGGAUCGGGGAGAUCGAACGGAAACUGGAAUCCCUGUCGGGUGUCCGUGAGGAAAUCUCCCAGGUCCUGGGCAAACUGAAUAGACUGGAUCAGAAAAUGCAGCAGCCGGAGAAGGUGAAUGUGCAGAUUGACCUGAACUCACUGACCAGCGAGGCUCCUUCGGAUGACAGCGCCUCUCCGCGUGUGUUCCGGGCACACAGCAGCUCCCAGGGCCCCAAGCUGGAGGGCAACCCUGAGUGGUGCUGCUCCGAUGCCAGUGGAAGCAACAGCGAGAGCCUACGAGUCAAGGCUCUGAAGAAAAGUCUCUUCACCAGGCCAUCCUCCAGGUCCCUAACCGAGGAGAACAGCGCCACGGAGUCUAAAAUCGCCAGCAUUUCCAACUCUCCCAGAGACUGGCGAACCAUCACCUACAACAACCGCAUGGGCCUCGGGGAGCAGGAGAUCAAAGACGCGGGCCCAGGGGAGAAUAAGGACUGGCACCGGAAGUCCAAGGAGGCAGACAGGCAGUAUGACAUCCCUCCACAGCAUCGGUUGCCCAAGCAGCCCAAAGAUGGCUUCCUGGUAGAGCAAGUGUUCAGCCCUCACCCCUACCCUGCCUCCCUCAAGGCCCACAUGAAGAGCAACCCUCUGUACACGGACAUGCGGCUGACCGAGCUAGCCGAGGUCAAGCGGGGCCAGCCUUCCUGGACCAUCGAGGACUACGCUCGGAACACCGGGGACAAGGGCAAGCUAACUGCUCUGGACUUGCAGACACAGGAAUCUUUAAACCCAAACAACUUAGAAUACUGGAUGGAAGACAUUUACACUCCCGGCUAUGACUCACUACUAAAGCGGAAGGAAGCUGAGUUCCGACGAGCCAAGGUCUGCAAGAUAGCUGCUCUGAUCGCCGCUGCUGCAUGCACCGUUAUUCUAGUCAUCGUGGUGCCCAUCUGCACAAUGAAGUCGUGAGCCUGUGGACCCGCCGUGACGUGCAGCUUGCAGCGCCCACUGUCUUCCUCUGUGUUUCCAAAACUCGCUGUGGUGGGGCCACGGUUUGUGGAAAUAGAGACCAAAGCCUGGAUGGAUGCUUUUCUCUGCAGAUGUUGAAGGUGGUUGCUGGAGAGAGAACACACACUAAGGAGAACCUACCAACCCGAUAGGCUGAACUUAGUUACCCUCUCAUGCAUUGUCAGAAGUGCAAUAGCUUUUCCUACCUACAGAUUUAGUGGGCUUUCAGUACAUACAAGUCAAAUAUGCCAAGCAAAAAUAAAAGGAAGGUUAAUUGGAUUCAUUCUGUCUUGGUGAUGUCUCACGGUGGGGAUUAAGUUAUACAGAAGAUAUUUAAUUUAAGCUGCUCUUUGGGGGAGCUGAGGGUGGUAGCAAGAUGAGAAGGAAGAGAAAUGUGAGCCGGUUUCCUUAACAUGUCUGAGAUGGUUGCUGGUAAAGUUCCCAGAGAGGGGUGCAUCAAGGGUGUGACUUCCUGUGGACUUUUCUCAAGGGCUCCUGACUUCAUGCUUGCCCUUCUUUCACUGUCACAGUAGAAUGUCAGGAUCAUUUCAGAUCUCCACAGCAACCUUCUGCACUUUCUUGUGCCAAAGGUAGGCAGGAGCGGAGCUGCCAAGCCAGGCAUGGCGUGAAGUGUGGUCUUUCUGCAUCAUGGACCAAGGUACUCAGAAUAGGCAACCUUCCUAUUGUCCCCAAACCAUGGCGCGGGGCAGCUUGCUAGUGCGGUAAACUCCGUAUUUGAAGAUAGUAGUCACCCCAAGGGAUAUUCCAUCUUUGCCUCUGUGUACAGAUCCACUCUAACUCCUGAUGGUGCCUGAGGCUCUGCUCUGAAGAGUUUGGAACUUGUCCUUGUGCCUUGAAGACUAGAGACAAUGGGGAAACUUUGACAUUCUGUAAACCAAGUUACCGUGCAUCACUGGUACCAGCCGUUUCCAAUGGCUUUUGGAGGCCUGUGCGAUAGUGGGGUAGAGGCACGGGCUCUCCUCAGCUACUGCAGCGUCUACUCCACAGUUCUGAAUAUUUGUCAGCAGUGCAAAAAAAAAAAAAAAAAAAACAAAAAAAUGUCUCUAUUUAACCAUUUAUCUAACUACAUGUCUAACUAAAGUUACCUGAUUUUUGUUUGCUGUCUUCACUGUUAAGUAACUUGAGAGCAAGGUUUUUCCAGUGUACAAGAAGCUGUUGUGAUUUCAUCAGAGUUUGAUCUCAGUUUCCACUUGCUGAAUGGUGCUUUGACAAUGAUUGGACAGAAAGUCUCCUCAACCAGUUACAGGCUAAAAAACAAAAAAGUGAUUGACAGAAACUAGCAACCUUAACUUCUUUGGAUACAAAGUGAAACGCACAUGCUUUUUAGUAGUGAGAAUAAUCAUUGUGGAACGUCUGCUAAAUUCCUGCAAGUGGGGUUUGGGAUACAUUUCAAUUUUUAAAGCAAUAGGAGUCUGACAUCCAUCCUGAACAAUUCCAAAUAAUGCUUAGCUUGCCACACUUGGUUCUACUAUCUGCUAUAAAUGGAUAGUCCAUGUCCAUUAUGAUUUUAGCAAAUGAGGGAUGGAUGUUCUGAUUUUUAGAGAUCCUUGUGUAAUCUAUCUCCUGUGUUUAUGUGUGGAUUUCCAAUUGGGUGGCUGAAAUGAAAGCCUUAGUGUGGAGGAUUUGUCAUUGAAAAUGUUGUCAAAAUUGUACUAGCGGUGGUCUGUUUUAGACUGGGCACUCAACAAUGGUUGUCUCACCCCAAAGAGGAGACUAGGUGACCUCCUUGGAAUUUCUGUCCCAGCUUCCCCUCUUCAGCCAGUAAGACUAUCCCACCUUCCAGUCCCAGCAUCUGCCUUUCACACAUGAAGCUGCCUGAUCUUCAGAAGCAGUCAUUCUCCACUUCCACACCUGGGAUGAGCAGAACAGCAGGCGUGUACUCACCUGGACAAGAAAAAUCUUAUCAAGUCCGAACCAACCCCUCCAUAUGACAGGUGCGAUUAUGGAGCUGGAACAGACCACUUUUGCCACCUCUCCUGGGUAAACCUAUUACUUAGGGGCCCAACUGGUAGGGGGGGAAGGCAGUGGUGGGUUCAUGUGCCUGGAAGCCUCGGGAGGGCAUGACUGUAUGCCCAAGGCACACUAUAUAAGUGAAAGGACCCUGGAGAGUUUCUCUUUGCCUUUUUCAUAUCGAGAGAGGUAGCCAAAGAAAUCCUGUCUUCCUCUAAGUCCAGUAUAACUUUAAAAUUACUUCUAUGCUGUUGAGGAGACAUCCAGACCCAGGAACAACCCAGGAAACCAGAUCAUGGAAGCAAGGAAGGAGGUCUUCCCUGGAAAGGGGGUAUUCUCUGGCAGAGUACCCAGUCUGGUGAUGAAGUGAUGCACCUUUGCCCCAGAUCCUGGGGGAUCUUCAGAUCCAUGAACAGUGACAUUCAUGGUUAGAUCCUUUUUCUCAUUGACACCAGGCUUUCUUUCCAUGGGCCCCUGAUUCAUCCUAGCUCCUCUAAUUCCACAGUUUGAAGAAUGGAGCAAGACAGAGCCUAGGUGAGAGAAAAAUACCAAUCACCACUCUAAUCCAAGCCUUUCAUCUCCUACUACAGUGAACCCCCCCUCCCCACCACCCCAAGGUGAAGGUGACUGGCUAAUCUUUUGUACUGGGUGUCAUUUUCUACCACACACACUGGCUUUUUUUUUUUUUUUUUACAUAAAGUACUUUUUUAUUGUACUGAAGUCUAAAGUUACUAUAUGAUCAAAAUUCACUUCAUUUUUCUUGCAUUUUACAAACAAAUAAUCAAAUGAGGUUACCAUGGGAGGGAUUGUUUUGUGAUGGGUUGUCUUAGCGAGUGAUUACAUUUGGAAUCAUUUUACCCUCUUUUCUAAUCCAAAUCCGCCUUGCAGCAAACAAACAAGCAAACAAAAGAGCAUUUCUGCUCUCUGCUGUCAGGCAUUUUAAUCCAGCACUCACUUGUUGAAACUUCUGAUACCGUGAGGCCCGUCAUGCUUACACACGUCAUCCUUUACCAGCUGAUCAUAGACCGUCCAGAUUGUAUGGAAAGUAGCCAUGUGAAUACCUGCAAAGAUAGAUCAAAAUCACUGUUCCGAAUGCCCACUCCUUUGUUCCGGUUGUCUUGACUCCUUGUAGGAUUCAAGUCAGUGUGGAUUUUGUUUACAGUGACACCUUAUUUGUUUGUUGUUUAUUUGUUUUUAGACAAAAAAAAAUCCCUCUAAUAAAAGUUAAAGCUAUAAGAGAAUUUGUACGUGUUGAAAUUUAACAUGCUUCACAUUGUAACCAACCUGUAAGAAUAUUGUGGUCAAUUAUGUGAAUACCAAAUCAAUAUAUACUCUAUAUUGUACUACAGAACUUUGUAUUUUAAGGCAAAGAUAUGAGUAAAUUGUUGGUAUACUGGAGGAAUAUUAGAUAUUUAUUAAGUGAUAAUGAGAAAUGCAACAAACUUCCUUAUUUAUGCCUUAUGAACAAAAGAGUGUGAAAUGUAAGAUGAAAUUUUAUGUACAAGACCCCAAGGGGAUGAAAAUGCUUGAAGGCAGGGACUGGGUCUUUUCUAUAUUUGUUCUGUAUAGCUCUUAGCACACUCUUGGUGCUUGAUAAAUGUUAUAUACUACCAAUAACUAAGCACAUUUUUAGAUCUUUUUUCAAAUGGCUUGUGUAAAAUUUGGUUAAUGUACAAUGGUUGGUUUGAAGCUAUCAUGUAAAAUCUGCCUCGCCAAA
Messenger RNA from Jaculus jaculus (lesser Egyptian jerboa), 6739 nucleotides. It is a transcript of the gene Minar1, whose product is annotated as membrane integral NOTCH2 associated receptor 1. The record is from RefSeq and is a predicted model, not a curated record. Bases 259 to 3012 code for a protein of 917 amino acids. Gene Ontology annotation, cellular component: plasma membrane. NCBI's taxonomy places the organism in Eukaryota, Metazoa, Chordata, Mammalia, Rodentia, Dipodidae. Gene Ontology annotation, biological process: negative regulation of TOR signaling; negative regulation of cell population proliferation. The transcript is spliced from 4 exons.